Aspergillus luchuensis is the source of this 2415-nucleotide messenger RNA. It is a transcript of the gene agd3, whose product is annotated as putative extracellular serine-rich protein. Gene Ontology annotation, biological process: carbohydrate metabolic process. Bases 1 to 2415 code for a protein of 804 amino acids. The transcript has 2 exons. Lineage: Eukaryota; Fungi; Ascomycota; Eurotiomycetes; Eurotiales; Aspergillaceae. The record is from RefSeq and is a predicted model, not a curated record.
AUGAAUACCCUAAAAUCAUCGAUUACCAGUCUCAACUGCUUCCUGGGCUUUAUAACUUGCAACACUCCCCCGGGGAUUUGGCCACUGAAGCCGACGGUGCUGACCAGUGCAUCUUCUGCCUCAUCUACUCCUGUCGCUGAAGUCACCGGGCCCACCGCUCCUGGUACUACUUCAGCUGUCCAUUCGUUGACUUCCACGACUACUUCUUCUUUCGUUUCCUUCUUGUCCAGCACUAGUUCUGCCCCGUCCAGCUUUGUGACCUCGGUGGCCUCUCCUACCACAUUCGUUGAUACCUCUGUUAGUGGGUCAGCCAGCGCCCUAAGCAGCAGCACUGCCAGCACUAUGUCUGUCAGUCUGAGUCUCAGCUCGAGCAUUGUGGCGUCGUCUGCUGUUCCUGCAGCGACGCCCGUCAGCAGCGGCUCCAUCGCCGCCAACAUCCUGGUAAUUGCGCGCGACACUGCCUCUGCAGGCGUGGCAUCAUCUGGCCUCAAUGCCUAUGGCAUUCCCUUCACUACUCUGGUCGUGCCCCAGUCCGGCACCAGCCUGCCCGCCCUGAACGGCACCGAAGGUGGCAACUUCGCCGGUAUUGUGGUUGCCAGUGAAGUCAGCUACAACUACGGCAAUGCCACAGGGUACCAGAGUGCUCUCACUACGGACCAAUGGAACCAGCUGUAUGCCUACCAGCUGGCUUACGGUGUGCGCAUGGUGCAGUACGACGUGUAUCCGGGCCCUAGUUACGGCGCCAGCGCUGCCGGCGACGGCUGCUGUGCAACCGGGGUCGAACAAUUGAUGUCGUUCACUGACAUCAGCGACUUCCCUACGUCUGGCCUGAAGACCGGCGCUGGUGUAAGUACCAGUGGCCUCUGGCACUAUCCUGCCACCGUUUCCAACACCACCUCCACCAAAGAAAUCGCUCGUUUUGCCGCCAACUCCGACUCGGGCAGCGAGACCACUGCUGCUGUGAUCAACAACUUCGAUGGCCGUGAGCAAAUGGCCUUCUUCAUCUCCUUCGACACCACUUGGAGCGCCACCUCCACCUACCUGCAGCACGCAUGGAUCACCUGGCUCACCCGCGGUCUGUACGCGGGUUACCGCCGCGUGAACCUGAACACUCAGAUCGACGACAUGUUUCUGGAAACCGACAUCUACAAGCCCAAUGGCACCACCUUCCGCAUCACGCCGGCCGACCUGGACGGCAUUGCUAACUGGCUGCCGGAAAUCAAUGGCAAGAUGAACGCCGGCAGCAACUACUACGUCGAAGUCGGCCACAACGGCAACGGCAACAUUGAAGCCGCCGCCGGCGUCUCCGACGAGGGCUACACCACUUGCAACCAGGGCGGCAUCGAGUACGACUCGCCCGCCGACACUCCCCUGGAAUGGAAGAAGCCCGUGGGAACCGGCACCAACCUUUGGCCCUCCUCUCCCACCACCUACGACUGGUCCGUUGCCUGCACGCAGCUCGACCCUCUCCUCCUCUGGUGGACCAACGCUACCAACCAGGACAAGUUCGGCCACAUCUCCCACACCUUCACCCACGAGGAGCAAAACAAUGCCACCUACUCCGAUGUCUACAAGGAAAUCUCCUUCAACCAGGCCUGGCUGAAACAAGUCGGCAUCUCCUCCGCCAAGCACUUCACUUCGAACGGUAUCAUCCCUCCCGCCAUCACGGGCCUGCACAACGGCGAUGCCCUGCGCGCCUGGUGGGAAAACGGCAUCACCAACUGCGUCGGUGAUAACACGCGCUCUGCUCUCCUGAACCAACAGAAUGACAUGUGGCCCUACUGGACCAAUGAAGCCUCUGACGGUUUCGACGGUAUGCAGGUCAACCCGCGCUUCGCCACCCGCAUCUACUACAACUGCGAUACCCCAGACUGCACGCUGCAGGAAUGGAUCGACACCUCCGCUGGAUCCGGUGACUUUGAUAACUUGCUCGCUACGGAGAAGGGCGAAGUCAUGCGUCACCUGUUUGGUCUGCACCAUGACCCCUACAUGUUCCAUCAGGCUAAUCUGCGUAAUGCCGAUGUGGACCCCAUCACAGUCAACGGCGUCUCGGCCAAGUAUUCCAUCUUCCAAGCCUGGGUGGAGACCCAGGUGCAGGAAUUUGUGCGCUUGGUCGAUUGGCCCCUUGUUACCAUCAACCAUGAAGCUAUGUCCGCCUCCUUCCUGGCCCGCUACACUCGCGACGCCUGCAACUACUCCCUGCGCUACACCAUCUCCGACCACAAGAUCACGGGCGUCACCCUCUCCGCGACGGAUAAUACCUGCAAUGCUACCAUCCCCGUCACUUUCCCCGUGGCGCCGACCAACACGCAGAGCUUCACGACCGAGCAGGUCGGCAGUGAUCCGUUGACGGUGUGGGUGCAGCUGUCGGGGUCGCCGGUCAGCUUUACGCUGUCGACGCCGAUUGCGCUGUAA